AUGUCUACGGCGAGGUUCAAAAAGGAUAAAGAGAUCAUCACGGAAUACGAGAGCCAAGUCAAAGAGAUCAGGGCCCAGCUGGUGGAGCAGCAGAAAUGUCUGGACCAGCAGACCGAGAUGAGGGUCCAGCUGCUGCAGGACCUUCAGGACUUCUUCAGAAAGAAGGCCGAAAUAGAGAUGGAGUACUCCAGAAACCUUGAGAAACUGGCCGAACGCUUCAUGGCAAAGACUCGCAGCACCAAGGACCACCAGCAGUACAAAAAAGACCAAAACCUGCUGUCCCCGGUCAACUGCUGGUACCUGCUGCUGAACCAGGUGAGGAGGGAGAGCAAGGACCACGCAACCCUUAGUGACAUCUACCUCAACAACGUCAUCAUGAGGUUCAUGCAGAUCAGCGAGGAUUCCACACGGCUCCUAAAGAAGAGCAAGGAAAUAGCUUUCCAGCUCCAAGAAGACUUAAUGAAGGUCUUAAAUGAGCUGUACACAGUGAUGAAGACCUACCACAUGUACCACUCGGAGAGCAUCAAUGCUGAGAGCAAGCUGAAGGAGGCUGAGAAGCAGGAGGAGAAGCAGAUUGGCAGGGGCGAUCCUGUCUUCAGCAUACGAAUGGAGGACAAAUACCAGAGACGCAGCUCUGUGAAGAAGAUCGAGAAGAUGAAAGAGAAGCGUCAAGCCAAGUACUCUGAAAACAAGCUGAAGUCGAUCAAAGCUCGGAACGAAUACCUGCUGACACUGGAAGCGACAAACUCGUCCGUUUUUAAAUAUUACAUCCACGACUUACCGGACUUAAUUGAUUGCUGCGAUUUGGGCUACCACGCAAGUCUAAAUCGGGCCUUGCGGACCUACCUGUCGGCAGAGUACAACCUGGAAACGUCCCGCCACGAGGGCCUGGACAUCAUUGAAAAUGCAGUGGACAGUCUUGACCCCAGAAGUGACCGACAGAGGUUCAUGGAGAUGUACCCUACAGCCUUCUGCCCACCAGCCAAAUUCGAGUUCCAGUCUCACAUGGGGGACGAAGUUUGUCAAAUCUCAGUGCAGCCACCGGUGAACGGGGAGCUCAUCCUGAGGUUCCAGCAGCUGCUGUCGCGCCUGGCCACCCUAAAGAUUGAAAACGAAGAGGUCAAAAAGACAUCUGAGGCCACCCUGACCACCAUCCAGGAUAUGGUAACCAUUGAAGACUAUGAUGUGUCUGAGUGCUUCCACCACAGCCGGUCCACCGAAUCGGUGAAGUCCACUGUGUCUGAGACGUACCUCAGCAAGCCCAGCAUUGCCAAGAGGAGGGCCAACCAGCAAGAGACAGAACAGUUUUACUUCAUGAAAUUCCGGGAGUUUCUGGACGGCAGUAAUCUUAUCUCAAAACUGCAGGCCAAGCAUGACCUGCUGAAGAGGACCCUGGGUGAAGGCCAUAGAGCUGACUACAUGACCACAAGCCGUGGACGACGGAACUCACAUACUCGACAUCAGGACUCUGGACAAGUUAUCCCCCGAGUGGUUGAAAGCUGCAUCCGCUACAUAAAUCUGUAUGGCCUCCAGCAUCAAGGAAUCUUUCGUGUGUCUGGCUCCCAGCUUGAAGUAAAUGAUAUCAAGAACUCAUUUGAAAGAGGAAACGACCCUCUGACAGAUGAUGAGGAUAAUCAUGACAUCAAUUCAGUGGCCGGCGUUCUUAAACUGUACUUCCGUGGUCUGGAGAACCCUCUUUUCCCCAAAGAGAGAUUUAAUGAUCUGCUGUCUUGCAUUAGAAUAGAAAACCUGUAUGAGAGAGCUCUGUACAUCCGCAAGAUCCUCCUUACCAUUCCCAGAUCGGUCCUGAUUGUGAUGCGCUAUCUCUUCGCCUUCCUCAACCAUCUGUCCCAGUACAGCGAUGAAAACAUGAUGGACCCGUACAACUUGGCCAUAUGUUUUGGCCCAACGCUCAUGCCCACGCCAGACAGCCAAGACCAGGUCUCAUGCCAAGCUCACGUGAAUGAGAUCAUUAAGACUAUCAUCAUCCACCACGAGAGCAUCUUUCCUGACCCCAAAGAGCUGGAUGGGCCUGUCUAUGAGAAGUGCAUGGCAGGGGGAGACUACUGUGAGAGCCCCUACAGUGAGCACGGAGCCCUUGAGGAAGUGGACAAUGAGGGCGGGGCAGAGACACACACCAGUGAGGAUGAGGGCGAGCCAAUUGAAGCCAUCGCCAAGUUCGACUAUGUUGGACGCUCCUCUCGAGAGUUGUCCUUCAAGAAGGGCGCCUCCCUGCUGCUUUACCAGCGGGCGUCUGAAGACUGGUGGGAGGGACGGCACAACGGCAUCGAUGGCCUGGUGCCACACCAGUACAUAGUAGUCCAAGACAUAGAUGACAAUUUCUCGGACACCCUGAGUCAGAAAGCGGACAGCGAGGCCAGCAGUGGCCAUGCCGGAGAGGACAAAUGCUCAGGAAAAGACCUCAGCUCUCCCAGCGACACCAGAAUCUCCGAGGCCUACAUCAGCAGCAGGCACAGAAAAAGGUGCGACCCACCAUCUCGGCGGCCCCCUGCCCGCCCCAGCGACGUCCACUGCAUGGUGCAUACUUCCCAGCAGGGUCACGGCGGGGCGACGGAGCUGGGCUCACCAGUUCUGGGCCACUUCAGCCCGCGGGACAUGCUGCGAAGCCGCAACCACAUGCCCAUGGACAGCCCUGAGCGCCGCCGCCGCACCGGCCACGGCAGCCUCACCAACAUCAGCCGCCACGAGUCCCUCAAGAAGAUGGAGAGCCCCCCGAUCCGCCGCUCCACCUCCUCGGGCCAGUACACGGGCUUCACCGACGCGCACCACCACCACCACGGCGGCGGCAAGCCCCUGGACCCGGAGACCAUCGCACAGGACAUAGAGGAAACUAUGAACACGGCUCUGAACGAGCUGCGUGAGCUGGAGCGGCAGAGCUCGGCCAAGCACGCCCCCGACGUGGUGCUGGACACCCUGGAGCAGCGGCAGACCUCCGGCGGCAGCGGCGGGGGCCCCACGCCGGCCAGCUCCAGCGAGUCCCUGAGCCCCAUCCACGGCGUCAUGCUCCGCUCCACGGCCCACACCGAGCCGCCCAUCCGCCGCAGCGCCAGCUCCUCCAGCGACGCCAUGAGCACCUUCAAGCCCGUGGUGGCCCCACGCAUGGGCGUGCAGCUCAAGCCGCCGGCCCUCAGGCCCAAACCCGUGGUCCUGCCAAAGACCGGCCAGGCCCCACAGCCUCCUGCCGCGUCUGCCCAGGACCCCCUGGACAAGUCCUGCACCAUGUGA
Messenger RNA from Menidia menidia (Atlantic silverside), 3246 nucleotides. The record is from the annotation of a GenBank genome assembly. Lineage: Eukaryota; Metazoa; Chordata; Actinopteri; Atheriniformes; Atherinopsidae.